AUGUCUUUGCAAUCGCUCGCAUGUUCGGAAGGAGGCAGAUUUAUCCUCCUACAAACAGCCAAUGAGGCCCAUCCAAAGUAUGGCAGAGGUUGGGCUCACCAACUCUCAACCGCGUAUGCCAAACAACAGAGCAGAAAGCUCUCAUCACAUUCGCUCACCGAAUCCGCCGUCGACAGCACGACAGCCAGAAUCGAGAAAAUUGGUACAACAAUGGACGACUUCAAGACGUGCAAACACGAAGACCUAUCCGCCGUGGGCGCACUCAGACGUCCUUGUUGGGUCACGGCUGUUAUACACCACAAGCCCACGAUAUACGUCUUAAAGCGAGCGUGUUCGGGAAGAGCAAAGGAAAUCCUCGCAUUUUACGACCAAGGCAUCAGCAUCUUCCACAACAAGCUGUUGAUAGUCUCGUCGAGGCAUUUGUGGCACGAUUGCAGAGAUCUAUAG
Molecule: messenger RNA, 447 nt
Organism: Fusarium oxysporum Fo47
Lineage: Eukaryota; Fungi; Ascomycota; Sordariomycetes; Hypocreales; Nectriaceae
Exons: 2
Coding region: 1-447 (148 amino acids)
Source: RefSeq, a predicted model, not a curated record